GGCAACUUUUCUCUCCUCACUUCACAUUUUCCUAUCCUUUGAGUAAUUUUUAAGAAAAACAUGUAGUUUGUUUUGUAAUUAUUUUGGAUCUAAAGAAUGUUUAUUUAAGUUAUUAAAGUAGUAUAUUUUUCAGUGCAUAAUGUAUUUGGGGUUUACUGAUUACCAUGCAAUAUCAUAAAAUAUGAACAUAUAAUUAAUAGCAAAUAAGUCAUACAUAAACUUUUCCUCAUAAUCAAUAUAUUUACUAGACAUUAACUAUGAUCUAGCCUGUCAUGUGCUUUUUGUUGCUCUUCAUUAUGUGACCAACUCCUUACAUUUUAAGUUUGUUUUUGAAGUAGGGUUAUCAUUCAAUACACAAUAGUUAUUACAUACAAUAAUGUUGUAAAAAAUAAUAAUAUAUAUAUUCUUAAUGAUAGAGGGUUAUCAGUUUUAGGAACUUGGUCUUGAUGCCAUUGUGUGCGUGCCCCAAAAGUCAAAUGAAUGAUUAAGGCUGAAAAAAAGCCAUUGAACAUCAGCAAACAUGGGAGACUGGGGUUUUCUUUCCACGUUACUGGACAAGGUGCAGUCCCACUCAACGGUCAUUGGGAAGAUAUGGAUGAGUGUCCUGUUCCUGUUCAGAAUCAUGGUUCUGGGUGCUGGAGCGGAGAGUGUGUGGGGCGAUGAACAAUCUGGUUUCAUAUGCAAUACGCAACAACCUGGUUGUGAAAAUGUCUGCUAUGACUGGAUCUUCCCCAUAUCACACAUCCGUUUCUGGGUCAUACAGAUCAUCUUCAUCUCCACUCCAACUCUUCUGUACCUGGGCCAUGCCAUGCAUAUCAUCAGCCAGGAGAACAAGCUAAGAGCCAUACUUCAGAGCCAGCAUGAUAAUGGCACGUUGAAGAAGCCCAAAUACACCAAUGAAGCAGGGAAGGUCAGAAUUAGGGGAGAUUUGUUGGGCAGUUACUUGACCCAGCUAUUCUUUAAGAUCAUUCUAGAGAUUGCUUUUAUUGUUGGCCAGUACUACCUGUAUGGGUUUGUCAUGGUCCCCAUGUUCCCUUGCUCCAGAUCUCCCUGCCCCUUUACUGUAGAAUGCUACAUGUCUCGUCCCACAGAGAAGACCAUAUUCAUCAUCUUCAUGCUGGUGGUGGCCUGUGUGUCUCUGGCUCUAAAUGUGAUUGAGGUUUUCUAUCUGCUUUGCACAAGAGUGAGAUGUGGCGGCUCUAAGGGGCGCACUAAUCACACUACCUCAGCAGCGAACCCCGCCGUCCUCCCCUCCCCUGGGUGGUCUGGUCACGUGGAUACUGAGAUGGACGCCCUGAGACAGAACAAGAUGAACCUGGAAUUUGAGAGUGGCCAGAGUUUAGGGGGUAGUCUGGAAGGAGCAAAGGAAGAGAAAAGGUUGCUAGGUGACCACUAAAACACUUGAAAGUUAAUUAGCCUUGAAUGUAUCUUGAUCUUUUGUAUUGUUGAAAAUCUGAAUGAAUACACUACCUGUUUUGUUUUCUUAUGUUUAUUGAUUUAAAUGCAGUGCACUAGUAGUUAGUGUAUUUUUUGUAUUUAUGUUGAAUGUGUACUGUUCAAUUGUGGACUACUACAAAAUGAAAAUGCUUGCACAGAUAUGUUAACCCUAAAUGUCAAUAAACCUUGAUAUGAUUUGUAUAUUGACUGAUGAAUGUUAACAACUGAGAUAUUGUCUAUCCUACAAUACAAUCUAGAUAGGCAGUGUUUAUUUUUUGAAAUGAUAAAUAAAACAUAUUGUAAAAAAUAAAAUAAAAAUAUUUUAAUGGUG
Messenger RNA from Coregonus clupeaformis (lake whitefish), 1768 nucleotides. Its product is annotated as gap junction Cx32.2 protein-like. Gene Ontology annotation, biological process: cell communication. NCBI's taxonomy places the organism in Eukaryota, Metazoa, Chordata, Actinopteri, Salmoniformes, Salmonidae. The transcript is spliced from 2 exons. Gene Ontology annotation, cellular component: connexin complex. The record is from RefSeq and is a predicted model, not a curated record. The coding region runs from base 521 to 1396 and encodes 291 amino acids.